AUGAGGAAUACAUUUGAAAUGCAAGUACAUAACAGAGAUAAUGUAAGAAGAAUAAACAACAGAGGAGAUAUAAAUUCAACUGAAUCAAGUUUACCCGAUAAUGAUUUAAUAUCUCAAGCAACAUCAUCUGUUAAUACACAAAAAACGACAUCAUCUAAUUUAUCAAGUCAAAAAAUAAAUAAACCUAAAGUUACAGCCUUUAGACAACAAAAAUUACCGGCAUGGCAACCAGUUCCAACAGCAAAAUCUGUUAUUCCAGCAAUAUUUAUUGUUGGUAUUGUAUUUCUACCAAUUGGUGCUGUACUUCUUGCUGCAACAAAAUCUGUUGUUGAGUAUGAAACAGAAUAUACAGAUUGUUCAACACCAGUAUGUUUUUUAACAAUACAUAUUACUGAAGAAAUGAAAGGUAAUGUAUAUUUUUAUUAUGGAUUAGAUAAUUUUUUCCAAAAUCAUCGACGUUAUAUAAAAAGUCGAAAUGAUGAACAAUUAUUAGGACGUUUAUCGGAAAUUAGUGAUUGUGACCCAUAUGAUAAAGAUCCUGUAACUAAUAAAUCUUAUGCACCUUGUGGAGCAGUUGCAAAUUCAAUGUUUAAUGAUACAUUUGUACUUUCAUUAAAUAGUGUUCCAAUUCCGUUUACAUAUGAAGGUGUAAUUUGGAAUGUUGAUCAAAAUAAUAAAUUUAAAAAUCCUGAAGCACCAAACGGAAAUUUAUGUGAAGCAUUCGCAAAUUAUUCAAAACCAAUGAAUUGGAUUAAAUCACCAUGUGAAUUGGAUAUAUCUAAUCCAAAUAAUAAUGGUUUUAAAAAUGUUGAUUUUAUUGUUUGGAUGAGAACUGCCGCAUUACCAAAUUUUAGAAAACUUUAUAGAAUAUUAGAUCGUAAUCAAGAUACAAUUUUUAAAAAUGGUUUACCAAUUGGUGAUUAUACAUUAACAAUUAAUAAUAAUUAUCCUGUAAAACAAUUUAAUGGACGCAAAUAUUUUAUCAUAUCUACAUUAUCAUGGGCAGGUGGAUAUAAUUUAUUUUUAGGAAUAGCUUUUCUUAUAGUUUCUGGAAUUUGUAUAUUAGCAGGAAUUGGACUUCUUAUAAUUCAUCUCAAUUUUGGUCAUUCAUUAAAAGAACUCGGUAACGUUGCUGAUCGUCCUUGCACCAAUUAA
Strongyloides ratti is the source of this 1155-nucleotide messenger RNA. Its product is annotated as Protein of unknown function DUF284,transmembrane eukaryotic family-containing protein. Gene Ontology annotation, cellular component: endoplasmic reticulum; Golgi apparatus; plasma membrane. The transcript has 3 exons. NCBI's taxonomy places the organism in Eukaryota, Metazoa, Nematoda, Chromadorea, Rhabditida, Strongyloididae. The coding region runs from base 1 to 1155 and encodes 384 amino acids. The record is from RefSeq and is a predicted model, not a curated record.